GACAGGAGCCAAAAUGGCAGCGUUCUUUUAUAUUCUUACAUCAUCUGUGCUCGAGCGACUUAUUCAACGAGACAUCUAAACCUUUUAGUAAGACGAUAUUUCGAUUAUCAUCAUAUAUAGGCGUUCGUUUUGGACAUGUCUGUUCUCUGUCGUCGUUAAGUACGAAAACAGCAGGUCCCUGAUUGACACAAGACCCGGCCCGUUCAGUCUUGUGUUUUCCAGCACUUUCUCUAUUAUGUCAACAAUGAGAGUUCCCCUUCAAUAGUUGUUGCAAAUGAAAAUGGAUGAUAUGUCUCUGUCAGGCCUGGAUAACACCAAGCUAGAGGCCUUGGCUCAUGACGUUUACUCAGACCUAGUAGAAGAUGCAUGUUUGGGGCUGUGUUUUGAGGUGCACAGGGCGGUCAAACAAGGCUAUUUCUUCCUGGAUGAAACGGACCAAGAAAGCAUGAAGGAUUUCGAAAUAGUGGACCAGCCAGGUGUGGACAUCUUUGGGCAGGUGUACAACCAGUGGAAGAAUAAAGAGUGUGUAUGUCCUAACUGCAGCCGCAGUAUUGCAGCUUCACGCUUUGCUCCUCAUCUGGAGAAGUGUCUCGGGAUGGGCCGCAACAGCAGCAGAAUAGCCAACCGCAGAAUAGCCAGCAGCAACAACACAAGCAAGUCAGAAAGUGAUCAGGAAGACAAUGAUGAUGUCAAUGACAAUGACUGGUCCUAUGGUUCAGAAAAGAAAGCCAAGAAGAGAAAGUCAGAGAAGAAUCCAAACUCUCCUAGGAGAUCCAAAUCUCUGAAGCACAAAAAUGGAGAGCUUAGCAGUAGUGUAAAUCCAGACCUUUAUAAGUAUAACUACAGUUCUGGCAUUAGCUAUGAGACUUUGGGACCUGAGGAACUGCGAUCUAUACUGACUACGCAAUGUGGGGUCGUAUCAGAGCACACAAAGAAGAUGUGCACUCGGUCCCAGCGGUGUCCCCAGCACACGGACGAACAGAGGAGGGCAGUAAGGGUCUUCCUCCUUGGGCCGUCCGCGUCGACUCUACCUGACUCCGAGACGAUGCUGGAAAAUGAUGGUUAUGAUGCCCCUGAUGGCCAGCUCAUCAUGUCCCGCCUCCAGUGGGACGGCUCCUCCGAUAUCUCACCGUCAGACUCAGCAUCUUCAAAAGCCAGCACCAACAACUCUGAAUCUAAGAGACCUAAGAAAAAGAAGCCCAGCACACUGUCUUUGAGUAGCACUGGAGGAGAGAGGGAUAAAGGACAGGAACGAGAGAGAGGAGACAGAGAGAGAGUAGCUGGAGGUGGGAUUUGCAGCAGCUCUCAGAAUGCACUGGGCCUGCCCAGUCGAAAAAAGCGACCACAACUGCCAGUUCCCCCAGCCCUCAGUAUCUACGAUGACCUAAACUAAACAUGUCUUUCAAAUACACACACACAAAAAAAAAAAAAACAUGCAUAAAUGUAUAGUUUCUGGGACCUGGAUAUUGCCUGAUCAUGACUGACUUGAUUAGUCCUUAGAUGAUCUCUGGUUUCCACCAUUUCAAGGAACAUGAACUUGUGGUGUAUAUGUUUACGAAAGGGAAGAUCGGGGUGGGGUUAAUUUAGAAGUUACCCAUUAUAAAUCCCAUUUCUAGGAUUUAUAGAUUAUAAGAAAACACAUUUGUUAUGGCACAGUGUUGCAGAGUGAAAAGUGAGUAUUGGCAUGUUUUCCUUUGGUGACUGUAUUUUUGUGUGUGGAUGCAAGUUCGAGAGAGAAAGAUUGUGUUUGCACAACUUUCUUUUUACACCAUGCUUUUCGUCAUUCUGUGUUAUUGCAUACUUUUGUGUGAUUUUUGGGUUUACAGUGAUAUGAAAAUGUGCCAUGGUUUGUGUGGAUGAAUGUUAAACAGAUGUGUGUGUGAAUGGGAUGUUGCAAAUAUUUUGUCCCUGGUGGCUCAUGUUACUUAUUGAGUAGUCAAUACAUAGGUUAAUCUGUGCAAUGUCCUCUACUGGUUUCCCUCAUAUUGUCCUGGUAAUGUUACUGCAACCUGUUGUUCUCUUUUCAGUGGCUUGCUAUGCUACUCAAACUCUUUCUUGACUAUGUCUUGCUAAACAAUGGAUUUUCAUUAGCGCUACUGACAGCUUUCUGCCAAAUCUGUGGAUGCACAACAUGUUGUUUGUUAAAAUGCUUUAUGUUUUGACUGAUGUUUUUUUUUUUUUUUUUUUUUGACUAUUUAGUCUCCUGUGUGAAUGUUUGUAAUUUUGUUUUUUUUUAUAUAAUCUUGGCUUUUUUGAGUACUUAUAUUUUGUCCUCUGUGUGAUUGUGUGCUAUGCAUUUCCUCGGAUCACAGAGUUUGGAUUGUUAAAAAGUUCAGAGCACUUUGUUAUAUUAGGUGUCAGCUUGUUUUAAGAAUUGUGGUUAAAAAAAAUGUAUUGGGGCAAAAGUGCAAAUAGUGAUUGAAGAUGCACUUAAAAGGAAUCAAAUCCAGUCAGUAUAGCCUUAUUGUCUUUUAAGUGAAAUAUUUGUCUUUUGUUUGUGAAUUUAAUGACUUGAAUUUUAAAUAAUCUCAGAGCUCUUUCUCUUGAUCAAGGCAGUAUUAAUGGAACGGCCUGCAUGAUGAGAAAAAAGACAAAAAUACAAAAACCUGGUACAAUUCACACAGGAUAUACCUUUGAUUUGGGUAGGUGUAUGUAUGCCCUAUGUUUACUGUGAUUUCUCAGUGGCUUGUAGUUAACUCUCUAGAUGUGUAAAUAAAACUCAAUAUUUCUCAGGA
Molecule: messenger RNA, 2735 nt
Organism: Myxocyprinus asiaticus (Chinese sucker)
Lineage: Eukaryota; Metazoa; Chordata; Actinopteri; Cypriniformes; Catostomidae
Product: ataxin-7-like protein 3
Exons: 13
Coding region: 275-1393 (372 amino acids)
Biological process (GO): positive regulation of DNA-templated transcription; regulation of transcription by RNA polymerase II
Cellular component (GO): DUBm complex; SAGA complex
Molecular function (GO): transcription coactivator activity
Source: RefSeq, a predicted model, not a curated record